Molecule: messenger RNA, 1273 nt
Organism: Condylura cristata (star-nosed mole)
Lineage: Eukaryota; Metazoa; Chordata; Mammalia; Eulipotyphla; Talpidae
Gene: BRIX1
Product: BRX1, biogenesis of ribosomes
Exons: 10
Coding region: 36-1097 (353 amino acids)
Biological process (GO): rRNA processing; ribosomal large subunit assembly
Cellular component (GO): nucleolus
Molecular function (GO): rRNA binding
Source: RefSeq, a predicted model, not a curated record
GGAAGGAAGCUCAAGAGCAGAGGCGGUGAGGCAAGAUGGCGGCGACCAAGAGGAAACGGCGUGGGGACUUGGGAGUUAAGGCCAAGAAGCCGAAAAAAAACGAAAAAGAUGCCACGCCGCCAGCCAAGCGAUGCAACACGGCAGAAGAGGCGAAGGAUGAAGAGAGAGAUCGUAUCCCAGGCCCUGUGUGCAAGGGCAAAUGGAAAAAUAAGGAACGGAUUCUCAUCUUUUCCUCCAGAGGAAUAAAUUUCAGAACAAGACAUUUAAUGCAGGACUUGAGAAUGUUGAUGCCUCACUCAAAAGCAGAUACUAAAAUGGAUCGCAAAGAUAAGUUAUUCGUGAUUAAUGAGGUUUGUGAAAUGAAAAACUGCAACAAAUGUAUUUAUUUUGAAGCUAAAAAGAAACAAGAUCUCUAUAUGUGGCUUUCAAAUGCACCUCAUGGGCCAUCUGCUAAAUUCCUUGUUCAAAAUAUUCACACACUAGCUGAGCUAAAGAUGACUGGAAACUGUUUAAAAGGUUCUCGGCCCCUUUUGUCUUUUGACCCAACUUUUGAUGAAUUACCACAUUAUGCAUUAUUAAAAGAACUCUUAAUUCAGAUAUUUAGCACACCACGGUAUCAUCCCAAGAGCCAACCAUUUGUGGAUCAUGUGUUUACAUUCACAAUUUUGGAUAAUAGGAUAUGGUUUCGGAACUUUCAGAUCAUUGAAGAAGAUGCUGCCCUCGUAGAAAUAGGCCCCCGUUUUGUCUUAAAUCUCAUAAAGAUUUUCCGGGGAAGUUUUGGAGGACCAACUUUAUAUGAAAAUCCUCACUACCAGUCACCAAACAUGCAUCGUCGUAUCAUAAGAUCCAUCACAGCUGCAAAAUACAAAGAGAAACAGCAAGUGAAAGAUGUGCAGAAACUAAGAAAGAAAGAACCAAAGACUGUUCUUCCACAUGAUCCUACUGCAGAUGUUUUUGUUACACCAGCUGAGGAAAAACCAGUAGAAAUACAGUGGGUAAAACCAGAGCCAAAAGUUGAUUUAACAACAAGAAAGAAAAGAAUUUAUAAAAGGCAAAGAAAAAUGAAACAGAAGAUGGGUAGUAAGAAUACAAAAUGAAUCUAUGGAUAAUUUUUCAGUUUUAUAUUUAUUUUGUAUUCAUUGUGUAAAUACUUUUAUUCAGGAUUAUCUUCAUAGCUAAUGCGUGUAGCAUUUAAAAGAAAGAAAAAUUACAGUUCUUGUGGCUUCAGUGAUGGCUAUGUUUUUCAAAAUAAAGUAUCACCAGAACUUAUCAG